AUGAAUCACAGUGACCAGGCCCUUUCUAAAUGUGACGUACUGACCCUGACCCUGCUCUUGCUGAAUAUCAUCUCUGCCCUGGGAGGACUGGCAAGAAACUCAGUUGUGCUGUGGCUCCUGGGCUUCCGCCUGUGCAAGAUCUUCACCAUCUACAUCUUCAACCUGGCGAAAGCCAACUUCCUCUUCCUCAGCGGCCAGAUUACAGGUUCCCCGGAGACACGCAUCACUUCCUGCCAACCCUACCCCAUCGUUCUCAGCCUUGCGCCUAUCUUUGCCUACCUCUCAGGCUGGAGCUUUCUCAGUGCCAUUAGCACCAAGCGCCACUUGGCUACCCUGCAACCCAACUGGUGCCGCUGCCGCCGCCCCAAACACAUCAGCUGUCGUGUGUCCCUCCUGCUGGGCAACCUAAAAGGGAAUUACUGUGACCUGUUUAGGGAUUUUGACGAUGACCGGUAUCCACUAUUUGAUUUCAUCAUUGCUGGGUGGCUGAUUUUCUUAUUGGUGGUUCUUGCUAGCUCCAGCCUAGCCCUGCGGAUCAGGAUCCUCUGUGAGUCCCAGCGGAUGCAGCUGACCAGGCUCUACGUGGUCAUCCUGCUAACAGUGCUGGUCUUCCUCCUCUGCAGCCUCCUCUCAGGCAUCCAGAAGUUUCUGCUAGACUGGCUUCAGAAGGAUUUCAAUGUGUCCUUAUAUUAUUUUAAUAUAGGGAUGAUCCUGCCUAGCAGUGCCAACCCCACCAUUGGCUUUUUCGUUGGCUCCUUCAGGCAUCAGAGGCAGUGGCGGCUGCCCCUCAAGUUGGUUCUCCAGAGGGCUCUGGAGGACAGAACUGAGGUGAAGCAAAGGGGAGAAAGCCUUCCUCAGGAAACCGGGGACAUGUCAAAAGUGGUUUCAUGUAGUGAUGCUGUAUCAACCAGGGUUCAGUCAGAGAAGUAG
Lagenorhynchus albirostris (white-beaked dolphin) is the source of this 930-nucleotide messenger RNA. RefSeq names its product mas-related G-protein coupled receptor member X2-like. NCBI's taxonomy places the organism in Eukaryota, Metazoa, Chordata, Mammalia, Artiodactyla, Delphinidae. The record is from RefSeq and is a predicted model, not a curated record. Gene Ontology annotation, molecular function: G protein-coupled receptor activity. Gene Ontology annotation, cellular component: membrane. Gene Ontology annotation, biological process: G protein-coupled receptor signaling pathway.